Molecule: messenger RNA, 3648 nt
Organism: Zea mays
Lineage: Eukaryota; Viridiplantae; Streptophyta; Magnoliopsida; Poales; Poaceae
Exons: 12
Coding region: 2641-3648 (335 amino acids)
Source: RefSeq, a predicted model, not a curated record
UCUGUUCUCUGUAGAAAUGGAUGAAAAAGUAAAUCUUGUUGAAGUGUUAACUCGUCAAGUUGAAAAUCUGCAGCGAGAGCGUGAUGAGCUCAGAAAAGAUAUUGAGCAAUUAUGUAUGCAACAAGCUGGGCCUGGUUAUGUUUCUGUUGCAACUCGAAUGCUUACUCAGAGGACAGCAGCUUUGGAACAGGAUAUUGAGAACCUCCAGAAAAAGUUAGGUGGUUGCUUAAGAGAGAAUCAAAAUUUGCAAGAGGAGCUUGCUGAAGCUUAUCGAAUUAAGAGCCAGCUUGCUGAGUUACAUGGUGCUGCACUAUCAAAGGUUUCUCACUUUGACUUAAAAUAUGUGGCUAUUUUAUUUAAUAAACUGUAGCUUUUAGCAGUAAUGAACAUUGCUAAGAGAUGUGUGCUGAUUUUGUUCUUCUCUACCUUUACAUAUACGCAAAGAGUAAUAGUGCAUGGACAUGUUAUUAAAUGAAAUUUGGUUUAGUGAGUUGGUCACCCCAACAGAGUGACAUUUUCCAUCUUGAUCUUGGGCAGUACUCCUUACUGGACAUUGUGUGCUGAGCACAGACACAAUUUCUUCAUCGUCGAUGAGGCAAGAAGCAGAAGAACAAGUGAUACUUCUGUAUUAGAUGUAUUCAAUGUAAAACAUGCAACUGUACUGGAUAGGAUAUGCUUAUGCUUGAACCUGCCUGGGGUUGCAAGGCCUUAAAGGUGCAGCCAGGGCGAUGGAUUAAAAGUUAGAAGUGUUUGAUUUUAGGGAAUGAACCAACUAAUAGUUUAUAUUGAGUUAGAGAUGUUCGGAUCUCUGUCACACAUACAUCUCAGAUUUCCAGUGACGUCGAGAACAACCUUACUACCAUGAUUACAUGUAGGCGAAACAGGAAUGUGUUUGAAUCAUAAGGAGGGGUAGUGAUUGGUGGUGAAGACUGCCUUGGAGCGGCCAAUGCAGAUGGUUUUAUGUAACUCUGUGCAGCUUUUGAAGGGAGUGAAGUGCAACCAAUGUGAGCUAUUAAGAAAUAAGAAUUAGGGAACCAAAUGGGCAAGAUUGUCUCGUUAAGGCUCGAGCAGCUCAGUCUCGAAGCACGUGACCUUAUCGGGGUUGGUGCUGGUGAGGUUCAUGGCCCUUUACACUCCCUCUCAACAUGCUCGACCACAACGCCGGGCAGGCUUGGAAUCCAGGACAACAACAUUGGCAGGGGUGGUGUUUGGGGCGACGAUGCAUUGAAGAUCGGAGCUCGGGGCAGUGUUACUCAGGGCAGCAGAGUUCAAGUUGAUGGUGUGUGUAGCACCAGUCAGGAGGCCGGGAGCAAGGUGGCAGUGUCCUCCAAACAGCCACUGCCCAUGGCAAAGGGCAUCUCUCUGUGUGGUAGUAUUGCAGCGCUGACCUUGGCGGGGACUUGAUACCGACCUUGCUGGGGUUGCUGAGGUUGACGAGGGAGGACUGGGGUGUGGUUAGUUUGCUGGGGGUGGUUCCACAUCACUUUUUUAGUGAUGUUCUGGCUGCUCGAUGAAUAUAGAGGAUGGUAGCGAUCCAUGUAUCAAUCUGCUCCAAAAGAACAUGGAGUUGCCCUGUUUAGGGUUGUCAAUGAGCCAAGUUCAAGCGAGCCUAGGAUUUCCUUCGAGGUUGGAGUCAAGCUCAAGCUUGGCUCAAAUGAAGCUAAAAAAGGCUCGAGCUUGGCUUGGCUAAGCACAACUGAUGACAUCCUCUGCUAAAGGAAUACACAACACUCAAAAGUUGCUGCAUAGGAAAUCAAAUUUGGAGCUGUUUGGUUCUUUUAUUUCCCUCUUUUGGUUCCAAUGGUUUCUGCUGGGUUUGACACUUUAUUUUGUUGUGUGAUGAGCCUCGCUAGGGGGGUGGGGGUGUUGGCGUAUGAGCAAGAGGUGGCAGAAGCUAGAGGAGGGUGCAGCGCAGGGAGAGAGGCACACAUAGAUGGAUAGAGGGGUGGGGUGGGGAGAGAGAUAGAGUGAGACUGUGAGAGCAAUUGCUCUACUCUUGCUUAAGAUCCAAAUGGUUACAUGACCCCUGUAUUUGUAGUCCCUAUCGGACUUACUGCCAAGCAAAUUAGAGAUGAGUGCUUAUAGAUUUGGACCCUCCUUUCCUAAGCAAGCCAAUCCUUAUUUCCUAACAAAUUCUUCCUUUUUAUUCUCAACCUUACUAAAUCUAUCUCUAAUUUCCAUAUGUUUCAGUCUCUUCCGGGUGGGAGGGGGCUAGUGGCACCGUGGGCCAGGUACGACCAGCUAGGGCCCUCUUCUGGGCCUCGCUUGGCCUGGCUCGAGGGAGCGUAGAUAGGCCCGUGACAUGUUACGUAUUUGCAAAAAUGAUGGACGGUUUCCUAGAGAGAAAAAAUAAGCUCCAAACAUCUAGAGUGCAAAAAUAUUGCAAAAACAUCUAGAUGGAGAGAGGGGUGGGGUGGGGAGAGAGAGAGAGUGAGACGGUAAGGAAGAUGCCUUAGUGUCAAUCGUAAGGCGGGUAAGGCACCUCAUUUUUUUCUGACCGCCUUACCGCCUAAGGGACGCCUUAAUAGUUUGCAUCAGAGAUUUUCCCUUCAAUGUAUUUGACAUUUUUUGUAGGCAUCUUUAGAAGAGGAGAAAGAGUCACUUAAAGCUAAAAUAUCGAAGCUGCAAAGCAACCUAAGAAUGGGCCUUGAAAUUGAACAACAUUUGCAAAGAAAUGCACGAAUAUUAGAGAAAAGACAGGCACUGUAUGAUGGAUUCCUGAGAAAUGGAUUGUCCAAACUUCAAAAGUUCUACACAUGUCAAAAGGCUGAAAUUAUGAAAAUAUUGGAAGAAGAAUCGUUGCGGUUGAUGAAAGUUGUUGCAGAGAUUCAGGAUAAACUAACUGAAUUUUGUAUCAACACUGAAGUUAGUGACCACCCUGCCGAUAAGAUUCAAUGUUGUGACAGCAGUUGUAAACAUGUGCAUGUUACUAAAGAUAUCAGUCCUAGCACAUGUCGUAAGAGUGAUUAUCCUGCUGAUCUUAACUCCGUGUCGUUUGAUGAAUCUAAAGCACUUGCACAAGCCUUACAGGAGAAGAUGGAAGCACUUAUGCUCUUCUCACAGGAACAAGAAAGAUACCUAUUAGAGAAACAGAGAGACCUGAUUGUUAUCGAGGAACUCCAGAAGAACUUAUCUCAAGUUAAAGAUGAAAAGGUGAAGGUCCUGAUGGAAUUAACAAAACUAAAAGAACAAUAUUUGCUAUUGAAGGGCUCUGCUGUCAAGGAAGGUCAUGAUACUGGUGAUUCAUCUAAACUCAUUCCUGGGCAUGACCAACAAGGGAUGAUGAAGACUAUGCUGAAGAGGACAUCUUUAAGACACUGGAUGAGGAAAGAAAGUAGUACUAUUGGACAUGGGAGCUCUGAUGGAAAUGAUCAUAUAGUUUGCAAAGAACAUUCAGUGGAUGUUGCAAGGUUAAGAGUUGAAAAUGCUAUGCUUCUUGAAGGUGUUGGUACUGUUGAGCAUCUCACUUCUUCGGUGCAUAGACUGCAUAUUGUGCUUUUGAAGCAAGAGCACAAGCGGGAUGUUGCAGAUGCAUUUGUGGGGCAGACUUAUACUAGGAGACAGCAGAGGGAGAGCCGGAUCCAGACCCAGGGCGGUGAAGCCAGCAGUUCUGCUCUAGCAGAUAAGUCUCCAGCAGAUAAUUCUUAA